This is a messenger RNA of Drosophila miranda, 2362 nucleotides long. RefSeq lists its product as uncharacterized. Bases 107 to 2347 code for a protein of 746 amino acids. The record is from RefSeq and is a predicted model, not a curated record. Gene Ontology annotation, molecular function: protein binding. Lineage: Eukaryota; Metazoa; Arthropoda; Insecta; Diptera; Drosophilidae. The transcript has 6 exons.
GGAAAUCUUUCACGAGCACGCCACUCACCUGCGCAUCCUGCGCGAUCAUGUGGAGGGGGCGGCCCUCAUCGAGUCGCGGGUGCCACCGCAGCUGCGCCAGAAUCUGAUGGCGAGCUUCAGGAACGGCAGCCGGCAUGCGCCGUACUUCAUUUGCGGCUCGGAUGGCAGCGGCAAGAGCGCCCUAAUCAGCACCCUGUACGGGCAGGUGGCCGGCUGGUUCGUCUCGACGAAGGUCCACCGCGUGAUCCGCUUCGCCAAGGCCACGCCGCGCUCGGCCUACAACCUGGAGCUGCUGCGCGUGAUCUGCCAGCAGAUCUCGAUCAUCUUCAACAUCCCCGAGGGCUACCUACCCAAGGACGCCUCCUUCGAUCCGCUGUACAUCAGCACCUGGUUCCAGAACCUGCUGCGCCGCGUCGAGGACAUGAGCAACGACGUCCUGUUCCUGUUCAUCGACGACCUGCACCUGCUGAACCCCCUGGACUGCGACAUCGUGACCGCCCUCUCCUGGCUGCCCACCUCGCUGCCUUGGAACGUGCAGAUCAUCUGCAGCUCCACCACCCCCGUCGAGCAGCUCAAGUUCACGCCCAUGCAGCGGGACCGCUUCAAGUCGGCGGAGUACCAGUUCGACCUCAACCUGGGCGAGUACGCCACGGAGCUGCGGCGGCCUCCGCAGUGCGUCUCGGACGUCAGCUUCGUCCUGUACGUGGAGCAGCAGUUCGACGGCCUGGAGCGCCACUACGGCAGGCAGGCGGUGGGCAGCCUGGCCGCCUACAUCACCUGCUCCGAAUACGGGCUGAGCGAGACGGAGCUCGUGGAGCUGCUCAUGCCCACCGACGAUCCCGAGUCCCUGAUCGACACCAGAAGCGGACACUUCAGCUUCGCCACCUUCAAGAAGAUCCACAGGGAAAUGGACAAACUCCUGCUGCUGCACGACAAGAUCAUGUCCGGCAAGGUGCUCAUCCAGUGGCGCCACAACUACUGCGCCGUGGUGGCCAAGCGACGGUACAUGGACGGGCAGAGCACGCGCAACCUGCACAUGGAGCUGGCCAACCUGUUCUUCCCGCAGGACGAGGACGAGAGCACGCUGGAGAACGAGUCCACCCAGAGCGAGAACAAGUCCGUGAUCAGCCUCAAGGACACGCUCAGGACAGUCGGCGAUCUGCCGCACAAGGACAGGGAGCGCGAGAAGGACAACGUUUCCGCUGGCCGCAAGUCCUCCUCCACCCACCACAACGACGACACCUCCACCUUCUACAACCCCAUCGCCGCCGACGUCAGCAACAGCAUGCGGCACGUGGAGGAGAGCUGGCACCACCUGAUGCGCUCCGACGACACGACACGCUUCAAGCAAAUCGCAGUCUGCAACUUUGAUUUCCUGCUGGCGGCGGUACAAACGGUGUCGAUCAGCUAUCUGCGCUGCCUGAUCGAGCACGUCCGCUGCUAUAUCCUCGACAGGGACAUCGAGCUGAUCUACUACACGAUCCGCAAGUCCAGCGACGUGCUCACGCGCGACCCCAUGCAGCUGGCCUCCCAGCUGAUCUCCUGGCUGCGUCCGAUUAGCGAGCACGACGACGACGACAACUCGCUGCUCAGCAUGACGGUGCGCUCGGCGACGGCCUGGUGCGAUGGCUACGCCGUGCCGCUGCUGGUGCCGCUCACGGGAUGGCUGCCGGCACCGCUGCCCUCGCAGAUCCGCACCAUGACGGUGUCGGGUACGGGCGUCAUCCGAGCCGUCUGCCUGGCGCCCUCGAGGCAGCACCUCAUCCUGGCCACCAGCUCGGGCGAGGUGCAGCAGUGGCACAUCAUGAGCAACUCGCUGGAACACAUCUUCAAGGGACACACUGCGGCAGUCACGUGUCUGCUGGUGGCUCCGACCAGCGAGCCGGAGCUUCUCCUCACCGGCUCCGAGGACACCAGCGUGCUCGUCUGGCACGUCUCGCAGCGCGACCGUCAGGCGCACAUCAACGCCCACACAGCCCCCAUAACGGGCGUGGCAGCCGGGGUCAAUAGCACGCUGAUCAUCAGCAGCAGCGAGGAUGCCACAAUCGCCAUCACGGACCUGGCCAGCGGCAAACUGAAACACCGUAUCAGCCACCAUCGCGGCCCUGUGAGCGGGAUCCUUGUGGCCGGAGCGUGCGAUGUUCUGAUCUCGGGCAGCCACGACCGAACCAUCUGCGUGUGGAACCUCGAGAACUUUGCGCUUCUGAACACCAUGCAAAUGCUGAGUCCCGUCCUGCGCAUCGACAUCUCAUGGAACUCGGUGAGUGACUUUCCCACAAAUAUCAGUCCACAUCAUUCACCGCUUCCCGGGGGCUACAAAUCUCAAUCAUUUCGACAUUUCUGUUAAUUGAUAAUAAGGAAU